Phytophthora nicotianae INRA-310 is the source of this 102-nucleotide messenger RNA. RefSeq lists its product as hypothetical. NCBI's taxonomy places the organism in Eukaryota, Oomycota, Peronosporomycetes, Peronosporales, Peronosporaceae. The record is from RefSeq and is a predicted model, not a curated record. The annotation marks the transcript as partial. The transcript has a single exon.
AUGAAAGGGACGCUCGUGACUAAAAAUGUGAACAUGACGCGGAAAAUCUACAAGAAAAUGCUAAAAGAAAAGGUCUUUCCUGCUGUCCGAAAAAAUGGCCAG